AUGGACGGUCUGCGAGAAGCAGCGCCCAUUCAGCAGGGGCCCGAGAAUUCCAAGAAGAGAGCUCUCAGCAGAUCACCAUCCAACUCUCAAUCUCCAUCACAAGCACCGCCGCAGAAGAAGACGAGCUAUGAACAAGACAACCAAGCUCCGAACGAUCAUGUUAUGGACGAGCCAACUACCGUAUCGGAGCGAUUAACUGUCACCAACGUCCUGGACUAUAUAAACUCCUCGCGGACCUCCCCUCCUUUGACAGACCUCAUCGACUACUGGCUCGAAGAAGCUUAUCCGCCCGAAACUCAUCACCAGCAGUACUCCCGCUCCGACUACUCCGUACAGACUAUUAUACAAGAACCUACUCGACGAUACGCUCGAUCAGCACCUCCAAUCAUGCCUCGUCGUAAUCCUCCAACCCAGAGCAAUCGCCAGGUUUCAUCUCCUGGGCUAACUAGUGCUGGGGCAGUGCCCAUCCCGACGAACAGCACCCCGACUGGGUCUCCAAACACUGGGGUCAAGUCUCCUACAACCACUGGCUCGCACGUUGAGCAGGCUCAGUACGAGACUCUCCACUUGGCUUCUAAUAAUAUAGUAUACCGCGACCGCCGAGACAGCUUUCCAACUCCUAUUUCUACGCUUAUCGGAAAGAUCGAAAGUGACAGAAGCUUGCCAGAUAUCUCUAUUCAGGAUGUCGAUGCUGACAAUGCCCUUGCUGCUCUGGAGCGAGGAGCUGGUGAGCCAGAGGUGGAACAGUAUAUCCAGAACAACCUCGUCACAUUGCCAUCUCGAAACGACAUACUCAAGCGAAGUGACAAGAUACCAAUGGCUAGGAGGUUGAUACCCAACACUGGAACAGCGUUUCGAGUCAGCGGUCCUGUUCCAGACGUUCUCCUCGGCUACAAUGACGGAGGCGCUUUCACUCCACUCCAGCGACGGAAGCUGGCUUUGAUGGAUCUGGCUUCCGCAAACAAUGACGGUAUCUGUCUACCAUUCUUUAUUGUCGAGUUUAAAGGUGACGGUCCCUCUAGCAAUGGUAGUCUGUAG
Molecule: messenger RNA, 1038 nt
Organism: Fusarium coffeatum
Lineage: Eukaryota; Fungi; Ascomycota; Sordariomycetes; Hypocreales; Nectriaceae
Exons: 2
Coding region: 1-1038 (345 amino acids)
Source: RefSeq, a predicted model, not a curated record